This is a messenger RNA of Cyanidioschyzon merolae strain 10D, 1149 nucleotides long. RefSeq lists its product as hypothetical. The record is from RefSeq and is a predicted model, not a curated record. The transcript has a single exon. Lineage: Eukaryota; Rhodophyta; Bangiophyceae; Cyanidiales; Cyanidiaceae. The coding region runs from base 1 to 1149 and encodes 382 amino acids.
AUGGAAACGGACCGGCUCAAGGUCGACAGUUUAGACGCGGAGAUCACUGCCACUUUGCGGAUUAUCGAGCUGAACUUUUUGAAUGCACUCGAGCAAGUUGACCGUAUCCAGCGAGUGGCGAAACGCUACGUGCAGAGUGCAGAGAAACUGCGGGCGUUUGCCGCACCCUGGCGAAACCUCUUUCACUCCAUAGCACGUGAUACGUCUGGAGAGCGUCAGGUGGAGACGAGACCAGCUCCAGGCGGAGGUAGCAGUGAAAAUAAUCUUCACGAGAGACUCGUGAGUCUGCCUCAGUCGAUGCGUGAGUCGUUGGCGCGGCUUCGCGCUUUCUUGCCGCACAAGCCGCGCACUGCGGACUGGGGAAACUUUUCAGGGCUGCUCGAGGACGAUGUAGAUGAUGAUGACGACGACGCUCCGUUUCUUUGUAGGGUUUCCGAACGCCGCGCGGAUGCGGGCGACGCUUUUUGCGAGACCUCGUCGGGGCCGGUGCGAGCAGUCGGGACGCACGGACGCACGUCGUCUCUCGUGGAGGGCAUAGCAGGAAUGCCUGUCGCUUCACACGAUGAAAGCAGUGCAGCUGCUGGGGAGCAUGUUUUCUACAAGAGACCGUCGACGAACCCGAACUUGUGCGCGCGCUGGCCGCAGCAGACUGACGCCACCGGAGCAGCUAAUACCCCAGCAGCCACAGUGCCGCGGCACGACCUCGUUGGUCCGGGUGUAUAUGAACCUAUUCACGCCGAUCGUGGACUUGGACGUUGUUCUCGUACGGCGGACAAUAACGAAUUGGAACUCGAACGGUUUCCGGAAAAGUUUCGUGAUGGUGAUGGCGCUCGGCAGCUGCAACAGCUGUACGCUGUGUUUUGCCAGCAUCCUUCUGUUGCACUCAGUGCGGCGGAUUUGGCCGCUAUGCUGGACGGCUCACACAGUCUGGAGGUUUUGGAACUUGUCUGUGAACUACUGGCGAGCCGCAAUUACCUGCUAAGCGUGCUUGGGUCGGGGUCAGUUCGGCAAUGGAUGCUUGCGCCACGGUAUGACGAGCCGAGCUCGAUAGUCACCGGCGCGCUGGGUGGUUCCAGCGAGACGCUCGACAGCAUUGCCGCAUCCAGUUUUUCCGUCAUCGAUACCGCCUUGUCGAUAGACGAAAUGUAA